Messenger RNA from Myotis davidii, 3473 nucleotides. It is a transcript of the gene SREBF2, whose product is annotated as sterol regulatory element binding transcription factor 2. The transcript is spliced from 18 exons. Gene Ontology annotation, cellular component: nucleus. Gene Ontology annotation, biological process: positive regulation of transcription by RNA polymerase II; positive regulation of cholesterol storage. Gene Ontology annotation, molecular function: protein dimerization activity; RNA polymerase II cis-regulatory region sequence-specific DNA binding; DNA-binding transcription factor activity, RNA polymerase II-specific. The record is from RefSeq and is a predicted model, not a curated record. Bases 22 to 3357 code for a protein of 1111 amino acids. Lineage: Eukaryota; Metazoa; Chordata; Mammalia; Chiroptera; Vespertilionidae.
GCUUCUCAUUUGUUCACAGAGAUGCUGCAGUUUGUCAGCAAUCAAGUGGGAGAGUUUCCUGACUUGUUCUCGGAGCAGCUGUGUGGCUCCUUCCCCAGCGGCGGAAGUGGCGGCGGCAGCGGCGGCGGCAGCAGUAGCAGUAAUGGCGGGGGCAGCGGUGGUGGAGCCGGGGAGCCCUCGAUGCAGCGCUCCUUCAGCCAGGCCCCAUUACCGUCCUUCUCUCCCUCAGCCACCUCCCCCCAGGCUGCCGCCCUGCAGGUCAAGGUUUCCCCCACCUCGGUUCCUAACCCGCCAAGGGCAACUCCUGUUCUUCAGCCCCGCCCCCAGCCCCAGCCUCAAGCUCAGCUGCAGCAGCAGACGGUAAUGAUCACCCCAACAUUCAGCACUGCUCCCCAGACGAGGAUCAUCCAGCAGCCUCUGAUAUACCAGAAUGCGGCUACCAGCUUCCAAGUCCUUCAGCCUCAAGUCCAAAGCCUAGUGACAUCCUCCCAGGUGCAGCCGGUCACCAUCCAGCAGCAGGUGCAGACAGUGCAGGCCCAGCGGGUGCUGACGCAGACGGCCAAUGGCACGCUGCAGACCCUCGCCCCAGCCACGGUGCAGACAGUGGCUGCGCCCCAGGUGCAGCAGGUCCCGGUCCUGGUACAGCCUCAGAUCAUCAAGACAGAUUCCCUUGUUCUGACCACACUGAAAACAGAUGGCAGCCCUGUCAUGGCCACAGUCCAGAACCCAGCCCUCACCGCCCUCACCACCCCCAUUCAGACAGCCGCCCUGCAAGUACCAACCCUGGUGGGCAGCAGUGGGACCAUUCUGACCACAAUGCCUGUGAUGAUGGGGCAAGAGAAAGUGCCCAUUAAGCAGGUACCCGGGGGAGUCAAGCAGCUUGAACCCCCCAAAGAAGGAGAAAGACGGACGACACACAACAUCAUUGAGAAGCGGUAUCGCUCCUCCAUCAAUGACAAAAUCAUCGAGUUGAAGGACUUGGUCAUGGGGACAGAUGCCAAGAUGCACAAGUCUGGCGUUUUGAGGAAGGCCAUCGACUACAUCAAAUACUUGCAGCAGGUCAAUCACAAACUGCGCCAGGAGAACAUGGUGCUGAAGCUGGCGAGUCAGAAGAACAGUCGGGUUUUCUUUGCAGAGCUCCUGAAGGGCAUCGACCUAGGCAGCCUCGUGGACAGUGAUGUGGACCUGAAGAUGGAUGACUUCAAUCAGAAUGUGCUUCUGAUGUCCCCUCCGGCCUCUGACUCGGGGUCCCCGGCCGGCUUCUCCCCCUACUCCAUCGACUCUGAGCCCGGAAGCCCUCUGUUAGAUGAGGCAAAGGUCAAAGAUGAGCCGGACUCUCCUCCCAUGGCGCUGGGCAUGGUGGACCGCUCUCGAAUCCUGCUGUGUUUCCUCACCUUCCUGUGCCUGUCCUUUAACCCCCUGACCACCCUGCUGCGGUGGGGAGGGGCCCACGACCCUGACCUGCACCCAUCCUCGGGCUCUGGCCGCAGCGUGCUGUCACUGGAGUCAGGUUCUGGGGGCUGGUUUGACUGGAUGAUGCCAACGCUCCUCUUGUGGCUGGUCAAUGGAGUGAUUGUCCUGAGCGUCUUUGUGAAGCUGCUGGUCCAUGGGGAGCCAGUGAUCCGGCCACAUUCGCGCUCCUCCGUCACCUUCUGGAGGCACCGGAAGCAGGCAGACCUGGACCUGGCCAGGGGGGAUUUUGCGGCGGCUGCUGCCAACCUACAAACCUGCCUGUCGGUGUUGGGCCGGGCGCUGCCCACCUCCCGCCUAGACCUGGCCUGCAGCCUCUCCUGGAACGUGAUCCGCUACAGCCUGCAGAAGCUGCGCCUGGUGCGCUGGCUGCUCAAGAAGGUCUUCCAGUGCCGGCGCGCCACCCCGGCCACCGCAGCGGGCCUGGUGGACGAGGCCAAGGCCAGUGCCCGGGACGCCGCCCUGGCCUACCACAGGCUACACCAGCUGCACAUCACAGGGAAGCUCCCUGCGGGAUCUGCCUGUUCAGACGUCCACAUGGCUUUGUGUGCUGUGAACCUGGCGGAAUGUGCAGAGGAGAAAAUCCCGCCCAGCACGCUGGUGGAGAUCCACCUGACUGCGGCCAUGGGGCUCAAGACCCGGUGUGGAGGCAAGCUGGGCUUCCUGGCGAGCUACUUCCUCAGUCGAGCCCAGAGUCUGUGUGGCCCCGAGCGCAAUGCUGUCCCCGACUCGCUGCGCUGGCUCUGCCACCCCCUUGGCCAGAAGUUUUUCAUGGAGCGGAGCUGGUCAGUAAAGUCAGCUGCCAAGGAGAGUCUGUACUGUGCCCAGAGGAACCCAGCCGACCCCGUGGCCCAGGUCCACCAGGCCUUCUGCAGGAACCUGCUGGAGCGAGCGGUGGAGUCCUUGGUGAAGCCUCAGGCCAAGACGAAGGCCGGAGACCAGGAGGAAGAGAGCUGUGAGUUCUCCAGUGCCCUCGAGUACCUGAAAUUGCUUAAUUCCUUUGUGGACUCUGUGGGGAUCGUGACUCCGCCCUUCUCCUGCAGCUCCGUGCUCAAGUCCGCCCUUGGUCCAGACGUCGUCUGUCGUUGGUGGACUUCUGCCAUCACUAUGGCCAUCAGCUGGCUCCAGGGAGACGACACGGCUGUACGUGCUCAUUUUACCGAAGUAGAGCGUGUCCCCAAGGCCCUGGAAGUGACCGAGAGCCCCCUGGUGAAGGCCGUCCUCCACACCUGCAGAGCCAUGCACGCCUCGCUCCCUGGGAAGGCAGACGUGCAGCAGAGUGCCCUCUGCCACUGCGAGAGGGCCAGCGGUCACCUGUGGAGCAGCCUCAAUGUCAGUGGGGCCACCUGCGACCCCACCCUCAAUCACGUGGUCCAGCUGCUGAUCUCUGACCUGCUCCUGUCGCUGCGGACAGCACUCUGGCAGAAGCAGGCAGGAGCCAGCCAGGCCCUGGGCGAGACCUACCACGCGUCUGGUGCUGAGCUGGCUGGCUUCCAGCGGGACCUGGGCAGCCUGCGCAGGCUGGCACACAGUUUCUGCCCAGCCUACCGCAAGGUGUUCCUGCAUGAGGCCACCGUGCGUCUGAUGGCAGGAGCCAGCCCCACCCGCACUCACCAGCUGCUGGAGCACAGCCUGCGGCGGCGCACUGCACAGAGCAUGAAGCACGGAGAGGUGGACGCCUGGCCCGGCCAGCGAGAGCGGGCCACUGCCAUCCUGCUGGCCUGCCGCCACCUUCCCCUCUCCUUCCUCUCCUCCCCGGGCCAGCGGGCAGUGCUGCUGGCUGAGGCCGCCCGCACCCUGGAGAAGGUGGGUGACCGGCGCUCCUCCAACGACUGCCAGCAGAUGAUCGUCAAGCUGGGGGGUGGCACCGCCAUCGCCGCCUCCUGACCACUGGGCCCUGCCCACCUUGGCCCACUGCCUCUCUGUCUCUCAGCCUCCCUGUCUCUCCUCUAUCUCUGUCUCUCCCUCCUCUUUCUCUCUCUCCUCUAUCUCUCAAUCUCUCC